Molecule: messenger RNA, 1713 nt
Organism: Arachis stenosperma
Lineage: Eukaryota; Viridiplantae; Streptophyta; Magnoliopsida; Fabales; Fabaceae
Exons: 3
Coding region: 1-1713 (570 amino acids)
Source: RefSeq, a predicted model, not a curated record
AUGAGUGCUCAAUUGGCCAAUCUUACCGACAUGAUUUCGAAGAUGUCCAUGUCCUCCUCCAACAACACCAACCAACCCUCAACCUCUUCUAACCUUCCAUCCCAACCCCAACCAAACCCAAAGGGCGGUCUCAACGCUAUCACUCUACAGUCGGGAACUACAUUGGAGGAGAUACCUCCAAGGGUCAUGGAGGACAUUCAUAAGGAAGAAGUGGUUGUUGAAACUCCACAUGAAGAGGGGGAGGUAGACAAAAGGCAUGAGGGAGAAGGAGUAAACCUCAAGGAAUCCAAGAGGAAAGCUCUAGUGGAUGAGUCCAUCCCUAUUCCAUUCCCUUCCAUGGUGAAGAAAGCAAAGAAGACACCGGAAUUUGAUUUGAACAUGCUUCAAGUGUUCAAGAAGGUUGUGGUAACCAUACCAUUUCUUGAUGCUAUUCAACAAAUUCCAAAGUAUGCAAAAUUUUUGAAAGACUUGUGCACACACAAGGAUAGGAUGGGAGAAUUAGAGACAUUAUCCUUGGGAAGUUCAAUUUCUUCCUUGAUGAAACCUAUUCCAAAGAAAUAUGGUGACCCUGGGCCUUGUUUGGUGUCUUGUUGUAUUGGUGGAUGCACUUUUCAUGAUUGUAUGUGUGACCUUAGAGCUUGUGUUAGCAUCAUGCCGCUUUCUACUUUUAUGCGGUUAAAUUCAGCUCCAUUAAAUAAGUCGGCGGCGAGGUUUGCCUUAGCCAAUAAAAGUGUGAUUACGGUAACAGGGAUAGCUGAAGAUGUACUUAUGGCGAUCAAGGAUUUGGUCUUUCCAGCUGACUUUUACAUCCUUGAAAUGCCUCCAACAGAAAAUAGAAGCUCAUCCUCCAUUCUACUUAGUAGACCCUUCCUUAAGACCUCUAAAUUCAAGUUAGAUGCCUUCACCGGCACAUAUUCCUUUGAGGUUGGAGACAAGACUAUCAAGUUCAAUUUAGAAGAAGCCAUUAAGCAUCCUCCCGAAGAGCAUUCCGUUCUCCAAUGUGAUGUAAUUGAUGAAGUGGUAGCAGAAGUCCAAGAAGAAGACCAUAACAAGUUGUGCUACCAUAUUGUUGAAGAGACGGAUGACCAAGAGGGUGAACAUGAGAAAGUUGUUGAGAAUGAACUCCGUAAGCUUGACGAAAAGGAACCUCAGCUUGAGGCAAAGAGUGAAUUGAAGCCUCUCCCAUCUCAUUUGAAGUAUGCUUUCUUAGAGGACAAGCAGAAGUUUCCGGUCAUUAUUGCUAGUGAGCUUUCUAGUGAAGAAGAAGAAAAGCUCCUAGAUGUUCUCAAAAAUUACAAGAAGGCAAUUGGUUGGAGCCUAGCCGAUAUUGUGGGAAUUUAUCCUCGCAAGUGCAUGCAUCGUAUAUUUCUCCAAGAGGGAGCUAGGCCGGUUAGGCAACCGCAAAAGAGGCUCAACCCAACCAUCCUCGAUGUGGUAAAGAAGGAGGUCACUAGGCUACUUGAUGCGGUUGUUCCCAAGAAAUCAGGCAUCACUGCGGUUACAAAUGAUGAUGGUGAAGUGGUCACCAAGAGAAUGUUGGACCGUUUGGCAGGUAAAUCCCAUUAUUGCUUUCUUGAUGGAUUCACUGGUUACUUCCAGAUUUACAUUGCUCCUGAAGAUCAGGAAAAGACCACAUUCACUUGCCCUUUUGGCACCUUUGCCUACAAAAGGAUGCCAUUUGGACUAUAUAAUGCACCUGCUACUUUUCAGUGA